Messenger RNA from Effrenium voratum, 1793 nucleotides. Lineage: Eukaryota; Dinophyceae; Suessiales; Symbiodiniaceae. The record is from the annotation of a GenBank genome assembly.
AGUUGCUGAACUCGAACAGUACGUAGUUUAUCAAGUAUCAUUUUCAUUCCAAUGGCGGGCCAGCGCGCGCCGCACCAGAAGCUAGCAUAUGCCUUGAUCUUCCUGCUGGCCAUGCGGGAGGUGACGGCGGCGCGCGACAGCUUCCAGGCCCAGAGCGUCGCGGCCGCGGUGGGCAGCGGCCUCCGCGCCGCCGACGCCGAGAACGCGCGGAGGGACGCCGUGACAGACAGCGGGGAGUUCUGGGUGCGCACCAUGUGGGCCAGGGGAGAAGCUGACUCGCUGACGUGGAAAAGCGGCUUAAUAAGCUUCCGCUUCGCCGACGGCGUCGGUCGCGAGCCGAGCAAAUAUUUGGAGGUGACUGGAAUGGAUUCCAAGUAUCGCAUCAUGCCGGAUGCAGUGGUGCUGAAUCAAAACAUCGAGGGUAUGGCCGUGCUGGGAAUCAUUGGAUGGCAGGCCUACGAUGCCAGCAAGCGCCAGUGGGGCGAGAGCCAGUACUCCAAGAAGAAGUCCCUGUUCCUCCGCACCGAGCUCAACGCAUGGGUGGGCAUGACAAAAGAUACCUUUCUGGGGCCCAAUGCAGGGCUCAGAGCCUAUCAGGCCCCCAAGGAGAAAACCGAGGAAAAGGCAAAGUUCUACUACUUGAACGAGAAAGGUGUCCAGAAGUCUGUUGAUGCGGACGACAUAAUGAUGCACACUCCAAGGCAUGAGCAGAUGUCGCUCCAAGUGCCGGGUCAGGCGGCAACCGUUCUAGCCCGACCUGACCGGGAGUUGAUGGCCCUCAUAGACGCCAUGUUGGGGGAGGCCUCCUGCAUGGGCAAGGACAGCAAGUGCGCGUUCCGCUGCUUCUACGACGUGGAGCACGAGGUCUGCGGCCCCGUGGCCUUUUGCCAGCCGGUGGCCUCCGGCGCAGCGUCUCACGUGCUGGCGCCCUUCGGCGACCAGCAGAAGUGCGCGGCUGUGGGCGGGCGAACCCACGAUGUCGCCGACCAGGUGCUCGCCUCCAGCGGCAUGGCAUCCCUGAAGACCAAGGCCCUGGACGUGGUGGACCGGCUGGCGGCCAGCGAGGCAGUGACUUGGUCCAGCUCCGGGAGGAGCUCCUUGAAGGCGUCAGUGGCGCUCUGGAUGGAGGCGGCGGACCUCCUCAACGUCUUCGAGACGUUGCCCACGCGCCUCACCCCGGAGAGCGGGAACUUCCCGUUGGCGGCCAGACGCGCCAGCGACACGGACAUGAAGCACUGGCGCCGCCGCCCCGACAAGCUCACGAUCAGCCAAUACAAUGCAGCAGCCAGCGCCCCAAUCAGCUCUGUGCGCGGCACCACUGACUACUCCGUGCCCGCGAGGUUGCACAGUGAGCUGGUGGACUUUGUGAUCAAGCGCCCUUCCAUCCUUAUGUCAUAUGUGAAGAGCGAGACACAGGAGAAGUGCCUCUUGUUGGACAAAACCGCUGCAGACAGGGCGCAGACGGAAACCUUUGUGAAGUAUUUCCUCAAAGUGCCUGGCCACAACUCUGAAGAUCUCAGAUCUGUAUCAUUGGGCUUGCCGGAGCACUGCCAAGAAUAUUUGGCUGGCAUAGACGGCUCUGAUGUGGAGAGCCUUUCGCAAGAUGCCGCUGCAGGAGAAGAAGCGCUUGGCAGCGAGCAUUCGUCUUUUGCAGAGAUUAAGUCAGUCCGAUUGUCCCGUGCUUUGAGUGAUGCCAGCCUGCUGGAGAUGGGAGCCGACGCUUCCAGUGAAGAGAGUGAAGCAGUGCGCCAAAGGUUUGUCAUCAUCGCGUCGAUCAUUGUUGGCCUGGUGUG